Molecule: messenger RNA, 3672 nt
Organism: Fundulus heteroclitus (mummichog)
Lineage: Eukaryota; Metazoa; Chordata; Actinopteri; Cyprinodontiformes; Fundulidae
Gene: slc6a13
Product: solute carrier family 6 member 13
Exons: 15
Coding region: 165-2021 (618 amino acids)
Biological process (GO): sodium ion transmembrane transport
Cellular component (GO): membrane
Source: RefSeq, a predicted model, not a curated record
AGAGAGGGGCAAAGCAGAGGGAAAUUCUCAAUGUAGGCUACACCAGAGUUUUGAGUUUCUUCCAUCUCCGCCCCUCCAUGCAUGUUAUAUAGUGAAACCUGAAACAGUAGCUGUCCUGCAUAUGACGCUCCCCUCUCCUCCGACGGCUGCCGUUUUCCAACACUAUGAAAGGUGAAAAACAAGAUGCGGGAAACAGGUCGAAGGUGGAGCCCUCCAAUGGCAGGCCGCUGGACAUCGUGCCCAGCAUGGAGGACAAGAUGGUCGACAGGGGUCAGUGGGGCAACAAGAUUGAGUUUGUCCUAUCCGUAGCCGGCGAAAUUAUCGGCCUGGGAAACGUUUGGCGUUUCCCCUACCUUUGUUACAAGAAUGGAGGAGGGGCCUUUUUCAUCCCAUACCUCAUAUUCCUAUUUGCUUGUGGGAUCCCGGUGUUCCUCCUGGAAACGUCUUUGGGUCAGUACACCAGUGAGGGAGGCAUCACUUGCUGGCGGAAAAUUUGCCCAUUGUUCGAAGGAGUGGGCUAUGCCACCCAGGUGAUUGUUGCCCUCCUGAACGUCUACUACAUCGUUGUGUUAGCCUGGGCGAUAUUCUUUCUCUUCAACUCCUUCACCUGGGAUCUGCCCUGGGCGUCUUGCAACAACACAUGGAACACAGAUUCCUGUAUGGCAUUUCAGAGGGGAAAUAGCUCCAUCAAUCACCAUGAGAACGCCACCUCUCCCGUCAUUGAGUUUUGGGAGCGAAGAGUCCUGAGAAUUUCUUCUGGCAUUGACCACAUUGGCUCGUUGAACUGGGAUCUGGUCGCUUGUUUGGCCGUUGCAUGGGUCAUCUGCUACUUCUGCAUCUGGAAGGGAGUCAAAUCCACUGGGAAGGUGGUUUACUUCACAGCUACUUUCCCUUAUGUUAUGCUAAUAAUCCUACUGAUCCGAGGAGUCACUCUGCCGGGAGCCUCCAGGGGAAUCUACUUCUACCUGUACCCUGAUUUGGAAAGACUGUCUGACCCCCAGGUGUGGAUGGAUGCUGGAACACAGAUCUUUUUCUCGUAUGCCAUCUGCCUGGGCUGCCUCACUGCUCUAGGAAGCUACAACAAAUACAACAACAACUGCUACAGGGACUGCCUGUGUCUCUGUUUCCUGAACAGCGGCACAAGUUUUGUUGCUGGCUUUGCCAUCUUCUCCAUUUUGGGUUUCAUGUCGUUUGAGCAAAACGUGCCCAUCUCAGAAGUGGCAGAAUCUGGUCCAGGCUUGGCCUUCAUAGCGUAUCCUCGCGCUGUAACCAUGAUGCCCGUCUCCCCUCUCUGGGCCUGCUGUUUCUUUGUAAUGAUUGUGUUCCUGGGACUGGACAGUCAGUUUGUUUGUGUGGAGAGCUUGGUGACAGCCAUGGUGGACAUGUAUCCCUCCGUCUUCCGCCGCAAAAACCGCAGAGAGCUCUUCAUCCUUGCAGUAGCUGUGGUGUCCUUCCUCAUGGGACUCAUCAUGCUGACAGAGGGAGGCAUGUACAUCUUCCAGCUGUUCGACUACUAUGCAGCCAGUGGGAUGUGCCUUCUUUUCGUGGCUAUUUUUGAGACUGUUUGCAUUGCCUGGGUUUAUGGUGUUGAUCGUUACUAUGAUAACAUAGAGGACAUGAUCGGCUACCGUCCGGGCCCUGUCAUUAAAUUCUGCUGGCUCUUCCUCACCCCUGCCACGUGCUUUGGAACCUUUGCCUUCGCACUGAUCAAGUACUCUCCUCUGAAAUACAACAAUGAAUACGUGUACCCAGUAUGGGGGGACGGGAUUGGCUGGAUGCUGGCGCUGUCCUCCAUGCUUUGCAUCCCUCUUUGGGCAGCAGGGAAACUCUACUGCACUCCAGGAACACUUAGAGAACGUCUCAUUCUCCUGACCACUCCCUCCACCGAGUUACCAGCGACGAAGAAGGAGCAAGGGAGGCUGAUGGGCAUCCUUGCAGGAGAAGAGGAUAGACUCCACCCGAACGCUCCCCACACAAAGGACGGCUACUUCCCUGUAGAUGAAAAGGAGUCUCAUUGCUAGAGACUUGAGAGUCGAAGUCUCUCUCUCGGUCUCUCUCUCUCUCUGUCUCUCUCUCUCUCUCUCUGUUUCUCUCUCUCCUCUCUCUCUCUCUCUCUCUCUGCCUUACCUCAGGUGCAGACUUUCAGAGCCACCGCACCUCUAAAUGCACCUCUUGCUACUGGAGCUUCCUCCCUCGUCCGGUGAUCGAACAAAACAUUCUCCAUCCUCUUUGGGAGAGCACGUCAACAUCUCAUAUGCCCAUGGCAGAGUAAUGUGUACAUUUGAAAAUGUGACCACUAUAGGUUCUCAGUGGCAAAGAAAUUUGCUUUCUAAGGAAGCCUUUUCAACCUGUUAUGGACAUCUGUAAUGUUCAGUUAGUUUGACGCAAUGUUUCAGUAACUUUCGUUAAUUUUUAACGACAUCAUCUGCAGCAGAUGGAGCACAAGAAGUGUCCCGACACUGCACAGUCCAUGAAAAGCUAACUUGAAUAAUAUUGUUGACUGUUUAAUUGCAUUUUUUUUUUAAUCAAUGCGACAUAUACUUUUUGUUUUGUUCUGUUACAGUUCUGUAAUGAUGACUGCUAUCAUCUCCAGGGUUCCUACACUGUCUUGAAAUGUCUGGAAAACUUAAAGUUUUCAAAGUCAGGAAGUAAGGGGAAAGGAUAAUUCCAUACGGGGGUAUAAUUACAUUUCUAGACUUUAUUCCUUCUCCAGCGUUUUAUUAAAAAAAUUCGAAUUUCUACGAGUGAAUUUCAAAUAAUUUCAUAAUUUCCUUUGUAUUUGAUCUCUGAUUUUACACAUUGCAAGUUCUGUUGAAGAUAUUAGCGAUCACUGUUUUGGAUUUUUACUCCACGACUAAGAACUAACUGAUGGAAACACAGUUUUUCAAAAACAAUAAUUAAAAAAACAACAACAGCCAUUUUACUAUUUCACUGCAUCUUCACUGAAGGCUAAAAAUGCCACAUUUAUUGCAAAAAUAAGUCAUUAAAUACAUUUUUAUAUGUGAGAUCAUUGAAAUAAAUAGCAGUACAGGGCAAUACAUAUUAAACAAGUAAAUAUGAACAAUUAAGCAAUAAGUAUUUAAAUGUAUGAAUUAUUUAGGAAAUGCAUAGACAAUUUCAUUUGAAAACAAUUCAUCAAAAUGUUUAUUCUGUUUUAAAUAUGUUUUAAAAGGGUUUGUGUUGAAGUAUUUCGUUUGUUGAACUAAUUUACAGUGUUGAAUUUGUUUCAUGUCUCAGCCUAAUGCAUCAGAGUUAAUGUGAAGGGCUAACAAUGCUUAAGAGACGGUGAUUGGUCUGCAGUUAACUCCCUGUGCAGGAAAACUAAUCAAAUCUUAGGCUCCAUCUGACAAGCCAGACGAAAUAAUUAAUUAAAUACAAUAAUUACUGCAUAGAAUUUUAAAACAUAAUGAAAAUGAAAAUUAAAUGGUUAUUUUGACAGAUUAUUGACACAUUCAGAUUACAAGAUCCAUCUCUUUAUUCAUUAAACUUAUUUCCAUGAUUUUAUUUAAAUGAUUACAUGUAUAAUAAUUUGGCAUUUUUAAGCCUCCUUAAAUUUUAAAUAGGAAAAGUGGUUCUUAGUCAAGACUGGUUUUGGAUGUCAGGCAUGAUUUAAAAAUUAUUGUUGGGAAUUGUUAAAUAAAGCGGAUUUAAAUCUAGCGGCUAUAAAAAAAA